Schistosoma bovis is the source of this 8607-nucleotide messenger RNA. The record is from the annotation of a GenBank genome assembly. NCBI's taxonomy places the organism in Eukaryota, Metazoa, Platyhelminthes, Trematoda, Strigeidida, Schistosomatidae.
AAUGAUAUGUAUAACAUAAGACCGAAUCAAGGCCUCAACUCUCAUGUAAUUUCUUAGGUAUAAUCAUCUCAUUGUGUUGAUUAUUCAUAGAUCGUAACCUAUAAAUUCACCUGAUCAUGCAUAUCCAUCUCAUCUUAUUUGUUUCUAUGUAUAUAUAUAUAUAUGUUAGUGUUUAUUUAUUUAUUCUUGUUUAUUUAAUCAACUAUAGAAUUAGAUCAUAAUACACGUUUAAAUGCAAGACAUCGUAUAUGUGAAGAAUAUUUACAAUGUUUAAAGAAACGAUAUAAUCUUAAUAUGAAUCAAUCAAAUAAUGAAAUGAAUAAAAUAAAUGCAACUGAAUAUGAUUUAAUACCGAAUCAUUUAUAUAUAUCAACAAGUGUUGAUGGUUUACAUUCAAUGGUAACAACAAUACAAAUGGAUUCAUCAAAAUUGUAUCAUUCAAUUGAUCAUACUACAUUGAAACAAAAUACAACUGAAGAGAAAAUUAUUGCAAAUAAAUGCGAACAAGAACGUGUACAGAAGAAAACAUUUACCAAUUGGUUAAACACAUAUUUGAGUAAUGCGAAUCCACCAUUGAAAGUUCAAGAUUUAUUUGAAGAUAUCAAGAAUGGAAUAGUGUUAAUAAGAAUUUUAGAAGUUUUAUCAGGAGAGAAACUACGUGCAGAAAGUCGGGUUCAAAUGAAUCGGAUACAUUGUCUAUCAAACAUUAAAACUGCAUUGGAAUUUUUACAUUCAAGGAAUGUUAAAUUAGUCAAUGUCAAUCCGACUGAUAUUGCUGACGGGAAACCAGCUAUUGUUCUUGGUCUCAUAUGGGUUAUUAUACUAUAUUUCCAAAUUGAGGAACAAGAAGAGUUACUACUGAAGAUUUUGGAUCUUCCACCUGGUUCACUUAAAGCAAGAGGUUCAGCUAAACGUGCUCUACAAACCUGGGUUCAAGAAAUUUUCGCUGGAAAAUACGAUGUUCAAAUUCGUGAUUUUGGUCCAAGUUGGCGUGAUGGUAUAGCAUUCAAUGCUAUGGUACAUAAUAUUGAUUCCAGUCUUGUUGAAAUGGACAAAGUAAAGAGUAGAACAUCAAAAGAAAAUUUAGAACAUGCAUUUACUCAAGCUGAAAAACAUUUGGGUAUACCAAGACUAUUAGAUCCUGAAGAUGUUGAUGUUGAUAGACCAGAUGAAAAGUCAAUUGUAACAUAUGUUGCUCAAUUUUUCAAAGCUUAUCCGGAUGCAGGAAGACGAAGACCUGAUUCACCUACCAAAACGAAUAUCAAACUUAAACUUGAUAAUCUAAUGAAAUUUAUUCGAGAAUCUGAGUUGAAAAUGAAAACGGUUCGGUCUGCGCGUACUAGUUUAAAUGAUCAAUAUCAGGUAUAUGAGGAAUUAAUUACAGGGAAAGAGAUAGAAGAAGUAAAUUAUGAAUCAUUAAAAGAUCAAUGGUAUUCUGGUUUAAUAUCUCAUACUGAUUCAUUAAUUAAUCUAAGUGAAAUAGAAAUUUUAGAAGAAUCAUGGAAUAAUUUUAUCAAUAUUAUGAAUGAAUGGUUAUGGGAAAUAGAUGAAAAAAUACCUGGUCAAUAUGGUCAUAUUGCUAAAUGGUUAAGUCAAGCUGAAAAAUGGUUUAAACAAGUAAAUUUAAAAUGGUAUCAAAAACCAUCUGGUACUGAAGCAAUGGGAUUUUGUAUUACAGUCAAUCAAUCAUGGCGUCCUUCAAGUGCUGAACCUCCAUAUUCUCCUCCAUCAAAUGAAUUAAUAGAUAAGUUACAAAAUGAAAGAUUAGAAAUUUUCGGAACAAAUAAUCAAAAGUUAAACUCUAUUCGUGAUGAUUUAUCUCGUGUUAUUGACAAUGAAAAGACAAACAAUUUACCUAGUACUUUAAUUGAUCGACUAAGUACACGUUUAUCAAAAGUUACUGGUUAUGAACCUGGAUAUAGUGCAGUUUUAAAUGCAGCCAAAGCUCGUAGAACAUUUCUUGAUAUAUUAUAUAAUGUUAAUCGUACAGAAACUAGUACAGGUGUUCGUAUACGUAGUCGUCGACGUGAAAGUGCUACAGGUUUUGAAUAUCGUUUUUGUAAUUGGUUGGAUCUAGUCGAUGGUAAUAUACAUACUGAAACUAGAGAGAUUGUAAAUGGAAUUCUUACCGAUUAUCAGCUUUGUUUAAAGACAGAACAUAUUCCAGAGAAAUUAGAUCAAUGUAAAUCAGAUUUAUGUAAACAUUUUAAUUUAUUAACUAAAAUUGUUCAAUAUGAUGAUCAACUUAUACCAAAAAUGUCUUUGGAUAUUAUUCAACGAUGGCAAGAUGAUUGUGAAAUGAAAUGGAAUAUAGAUAAAUUUAAUCAAUUAAUACAAUUAGGUGAACGUAUUAAACAACGUUUAACAUUAUGGGAUAAAUUAGAUCAUCGUGUUAGAAAUAUAGAAAAUUGGUUGUCACAAUUUGAAGAUUCGAAAUUUUCUGAAAAUGAUUGGUUCAAUCGACGAGAUGAAAUAUUUGUGUUAUUAGAAGAAGCUAAUGAAGCUGCUCAUUAUCUUGGUGAAUCAGCCGAUCAUCAUAGAUUGGAAAUGUUUCGUAAAAGGAUUGAGAAACUAGAAUCCGAUAUUUCAAAAAGAAGACAAGCUAAUUUAGAAAAAGUGGAAGCAAAACGAUUAGCGGAUAAAUUAAAACUUGAAAAUGAAUUAAAUAAUCAUUUAAAUCAAAUAGAAAAUUGGAUCAAUUCAAUAAAAGAUUUAAUUGAAAAUAAAACGAAUGGUAAAUUGAAACAUUUACAAGUACGUUGUACAUCGAAUGAAUUAUCGAUUAUUGUUGGACAAUUACAAAAUAUUUUAGAUGAACAAUCAAAAAUUACAGAACAUUUACAAAAUGCUACUAAUCUAAGUCAAGAUCCAAUAAUUCAACCAAUACAAUUAGAACAAAAUGAACGUUUAUUAUAUUUAGAAGAAUCAAUGGAGAAAUUUAUUCAUUUAUUACCAAUAAAAUUAAAAGAUUUAACGGAUAUAACAGAGAAAACUAAUGAAAUUGAAAAUAAUUUAAAUCAUAUUCAAUUACAACUAAAUGAAUUAGAACAGAAACAAAAUAAUCUUUUCUUGGAAACUGAUAUUCAUACAUGGGAAUGUUCAUCAUUAUAUCUUGAAUUCAAUGACUGUCGUGGACAUUUAACAUUUACUAAUGGUCAAGUCAAUGAUUUAGAACGUGCACUUAAUUUACAAGAUAAUCGUGGUAUGUCAAUUUUAAACAAAUUCAGCGUUGAAGAAUUAUAUAAUGAAAUAAAAGGUUUCAAUGAUCGUCUUAAUAAUACUGAAAAAGUAAUUAGACGUAAACUUAUUCAUAAACAAUCAAUUAAUGAAACAUUCACAACAUUAAAACAACAAAUGGAUGAAAUACAAAUAGCUUUAAAAGAUUUAAAAUAUGCAUCAUCAACUAGUGGAGGGAUUAGUAAAGAAGAUUUAUUGAAUUUGUUGGAUAAUUUAAAAACAUUACGCCGUAAAUACACCGAAAGUAUCCAAACCAAUGAUAGACGAUGUCAGAAUUUCUUAAAUUCAGCUGCUUCUCAAGGUGAUGGUGAUAUGUUACUCAAUGAGAUGAAAAUGAAAAUAUCUCAAAUGAAAAGUGAUCUAAAUGAACAUUGUACAGAAAUUGAUAAUGAAAUGCAACAAUUAGAUAUUCAAUUAAAUAAAUCAUUAACAAAUCUAUAUGAAAUUGAAGAAAAAACAAAACAAACCGAUCAAUGGUUAAUCAAUCAAGAAAGACGUUUAACUACUUUAUCAACUGGACCACCGACACAAUCAUGUGAUAGAGUAGAUAGUAUAUCAGAACAAUUAAAGUCUCAUCAACAAUGGGUAGAUGAAUGUAAAAAUUUACUUGAAAGCAUAAAAAAAUAUUCUCAACAACAUAAUCUAAAACCUGAACGAGAUGAUGUUGAUUCUGUUUUUGAAACUGCAUCACCACUAUCUGAUUUAGUAGGAAUGAUGUACAAAAGAAUGGAACAUUUAGAAACUGAUACUAAAAAAGUAUACAAUAUAGCAGAAGAACAAUUAAAGAAUAUAAAUUCAUUUUCAAUACAAUUAGAAUCGUCUUAUCAAUGGUUAUCUCAAUGUUAUCAUGAACAUAAUGAAACAAUCAAUAAUUUAAUUAAUAAUAAUAAAUCUAAUCAAAUCAAUUUAUUAAAUCAAUUACAAAUGAAACAUCAAUAUUUAAUGAAUUUUGCUAUAUUACUUAAUAAAGAAGGGAAUAUACAAUUAAUAAAAUGUCAAAAUGAAAUUCAACAUCUUAUUGAUUUCAAUGAUAAUUAUGAUAAUACAUCUAUGAUUAUAUUAGCACGUAAAGAAUUAUCUAAAUUUCAAUUAGAAUUAAAUAAUAUUAUUAAUGAAAAUGAUAAAGAAUUAAAAGAGAUCGAAGCUCAAAUCGCUCGUCAAUCCAAAUUUCUCAGUAAUAUUGAAGCUGAAGAGAAAUGGUUAAAUGACAUUGAAAACAAGAUUAAUCAAGAUCACAGUCAUUUAAACAGUUCUCAAUCUACUGCUGAACUAUUACAGGACAUUCAAACUGAGACCGAUCGUUAUAAUCAAUUACUUAGUAAUGUAAAUACGCAUGAUCAACAGAUUGAUGAACAGCUACUUCCUGAAGUUCAGUCAUUGAAAGAUUCUUCAUCUUUGCAAAGAAUUGACAAUUUGAAAGGUAAAAUCAAAACUUUGAAACAAAAUUUGGAAAAAAUGAUUUCUGAUAUGAAUAUACAAGCUACAUCAAUUCAUGCUUUUCAACAAGCUGUGGAAAACUUUAGAUUUAAUCUUAAGAAUUUUGAACGUCAGAGGAGUUCAAUCUUAGAAAUACAGACAGUUAGUUAUGUGAACAUGGAAAGUGAUAGUCAGUUAUUAGAAGCGUCUUAUGUGAAUAUGAAAAAGCAAAUUGAAGAUCUUCUUACAAAUCAAUCAGAAUUAAAAACACAAUUUAUGCAUAUUGAAUAUCUUAGUCAAUCUAUUCAAUCUAUUUCAAAUGAUGAUUUAAUGCAAUGUCAACAAGAAAUGGAACAAUUUUUUAAUAAACUUCAUAUAGAUUCUAAUGAUAUUCAAUCGAUUUUAUUAAAAUUAAUUAAAUUAAAUGAAUUAAUUAAAAAUGUUCAAAAUUUUUUAAAUAUUAAUCAUAACCAAUUUUUAUUGAUUUUAAAUAAAGAAUCAAUAAUAUCGAUUAAUUAUGAUCUAGAACAACUUUAUCAAUUUUAUCAAUUAAAUUUUAAUGAAAUUAAAUUAAUUUGUAAUCAAUUUGGUAUAGAAUUAUCAUGUGAAUCACCAUCAAAUCGUAAUCAAUCAUCUAAAUUAUCAAUAAUUGAAAAUGAAAUCAAUAAUCUAUUAAAUGAUUUAAUAAAAACAUAUACAAAACAUUCAAAAUUUUUUAUUUCAUUACAAAAUGAUUUAUAUCAACAAAUUAAUCAAUUAACCAAUGAUUUAUUUCAUCGAUUAAAUCAAUUAUCACAAUUAAUCAAUAAUUUAAAUCAUAUAUUCACAUGUUAUCAUGAAGGACAAAAUAAUAUUGAUUUAAUUCAAAAAGAAUAUCAAACAAUAUGUUUAAAACAAAAUAUUGAUCCGUAUGAUUAUUUAAUUCAAUCAAUUAAUCAUUUAUUAAAUCAAUUACAAAUCAAAAUUGAUCCAAUACAAAUGACAUUGAAUCAAUCAAUAGAAACAACUUGUAUAAAAUAUCAAUCUAUAAUCAUCAAUGAUAUAUUAUCUAAUUGUUUUAAACAAUUUCUGAAUAAAAAAGAUUUAUUAAUGAAUAAUAUGAAAGAAACCAUUGAAUUAUAUAAACAAUCUAAUCAAAUUGAAAUGAAUUAUUUCAAUAAUUUCAAUGAAUUCAAUAAUGAAUUUAAUCAAUUAAAAAAUUCAUUAAAUCAAUUAUGUCAUAUAAAAAUUAUUGAUCAAAUCAAUAAUAUUGAUUUUAAUCAACAAUUAAAUUCUAUGAAUGAACAAUAUACAAAAUUACAUAAUCGUUAUAAUAAUUUAUAUGAAAAUUUUAAAGAAACAAAUAUACAAAAUAAUAAAAUCAAUGAAUUAUUAUCAAUGAAUUCAAUUAUGAUUCAACAAAUCAAUGAAAAUUUAAUUCAAUUAAAACAAAAUUAUGAAUUACAAAAAAAUAAUUAUGAAUUAAUACAAAAUAAAUUAAAUCAAUCUAUCGAUUAUUUAAAUAAAUAUCAAUUAGAAAUUCAAAAAAUUAUUGAUCAAUUUAUGAUAAAUUCAAUGAAUGAUUUAUCAUUGGAACAAAUAAUCAAUAAUUUAUUGAUUGAUUUCACAGAAUAUAGAAAUGAUAUCAAUAAUAUUCAACAAAUAAUCAAUAAAAAUGAUCAAAAUUUAAUCGAUAAUAAAAAUAUUAAGAAAAUGAAUGAUUUAUAUCAAUUAAUUAUAGAAAUCAUUCAAUUAAAUAAAACACAGGUUUCUUCCCUUUCAUCAUCUUCGUCAUCGUCAUCAACAACAACAACAACAACAUCAACAGCAAAUCAAUUGAUAAGUUGGAAUAAUUUUAUAAAUCAUUUAAAUAAUUUAAUAGAAUGGAUUGAAAAUACUACUAAUGAAUUUAAAGUAAUACAAUUAAAUUAUCGAAAAUUAAUAAAUAAAAUUGAACAAUUCAAUAAAAAUUAUGAUGAAAUUUCUAAAUUAAUUAAUGAAAAAUCACAACAUUUACAAAUUGAUAUAAAUUAUCUAAUACAAAAUCAAAAAUCAAUAAAAUCAAUGAUUAUGAAUGAUUUAAAUAAUAUUAAACAAUAUCAAUUAUUUAAUUUAUUGAAUAAUUUUCAAUCAAUUAAACAACAAUCGAAUCAAUUAUUUAAUAAACCACAAUCAAUGAAUAUAAAAUUGAAAUUUAUAGAUGAUCCUUCUAUACAGGAAUUUAUUACACAAAUGGAACAAUCAUUACAACUAUUAUCUAAUCAAUUAAAUGAUAAUAUAAUAAAAUGUAAAAAUCUUUUAACUGAUGAAUAUGAAAUCAAUAAAUUAUAUAAAUCAAUACAAGAUUGGAUAAUCAAUUAUGAAAAUGAUAUAAAAAAUAUCGAAGAUAAUAUAUCAGAAAUCAUCAUUGAACCUAAACAUCAACCACAAUUAAAUUUAUCACCAACUCAUAAAACUAUUGAAAAACAUUUAAGUAGUAUAAACAAUAUAGAAGAAAAUUAUUCACAAGGUGAAAACUUAUUCGAUAUAUUCAUGAAUAAAUUUAAUCAAUAUGAUGAAUUAUAUAAUAAUACAGAGCUGAAAGAACUACAUAAUCGUAUUAUCACAUUAGAUAAAUCACGAAUCAAUAAUAUAAAAACUAAUUUAUUACAACUUAAAGAUAAUUUAGAUAAUCUUACAUCUAAAGGGAAUGAUAUUGAUGAACAAUUAACAAAAUAUGAACAAUCUAUUGAUAAAUUAAAACAAACUUCAAUGAUAUUCAAAAUCAGUAAAUUAGAAGAUUUAUUAAUUGAAGAAACAUUCAUGGAUACAAUGAAAUGGAAUGAUUUAUUAAUUGAAUUAGAAAGAUUUAAACAUGAUAUAUUAGAUCCUUAUGAAAUAUUGCAUAAUAAAGCUACUUUAAAACCAUCAAAAGAUUAUGUGAAUAGUUUUAAAACACGAUAUAAUCAAUGUUUAACAAUAGUAAAAGAUAAAAUUAAAGAAUUUGAAAAUUAUACAUUGAAAUUAAAAAAAUUAAAACAAAAUGUUGAAGAUUUUAAUAGAUCUCUUGAAGGAGCCAAUAUAAAAUAUAAAACAUUAACAAACCAGUUUAAAAUUGAAUUUGAUGAACAAUAUACUCAUUGUAAACUCAGUGAAAUAUGUCAAUCAAUUAUGAAAAUAAUACAACAAAUCAUUGUUAAUUUAAAAGAAUAUGACUUAAAUAUUAUGGAAAAAUUACAAACUACUGAAAAAGAUAUAAGUAGUCAAGUUAUAGAAUGUGAAUUAAAAUCAGCAUUUGAAAAUUCAUUCAUGUUUGAUCGAUUCAUUUCAUUGAAAACCGAAUUAACCGAUUAUACAAAUAAUCUUAAUGAAUUAUAUAAUCAAUUAAAUAAUCUUAAUAUCGAUAUUGUUAAUUAUGAACAAUGGUUUAACAAUUUGGAUAAACAAUAUCAACAAACUAAAAUAGAAUAUAAUAUAGAAAAUAUAUUAUUGAAUAAAAGUAAUUUAUAUCAAUCCAUAACUGAUAUAUCAAUUCAUGAUAUAGAAAAGGAAUCAAAUCAUAAUUCAACUCAUUUAGUAGAACUUCAUUUACAAUAUCAAAAAUUAUUACAAACACUUUAUGAAUUACGUAAAUUAUUUAUAGAAUAUAAUCCAUCAAUUCAUAUAUUAACAGAAAAAUUAUUAACAUUCAUUAGACAAAUAAUCAAUAUUCAUAAAUCAUUUACAAAAAUCAAUAUUCAUAAUCAGUCCGAUGAACAAAUGAUAAUACAUCCUAUAAUAUAUGGUAUUGAUAUCAUUGAACAAAAUUGUAAUUAUAUUAAACAAUGUAAUCAACAUUUAAUCAAUAAUAUUAAUUAUGAUAUUAAUAUAAUACAAAUUAAAUUAACUUAUUUUAAUCAAUUAAUACAAUCGAAUAAAGAUUUAGAUUUAUGGAUCAAAGAAAUUUUACAAUUAAUCAAUCAAAUUAAACAAGAUAAUCAUGAGAAAAAUCAAUAA